Hyaloscypha bicolor E is the source of this 1458-nucleotide messenger RNA. RefSeq names its product nucleoside transporter-like protein family. The coding region runs from base 1 to 1458 and encodes 485 amino acids. Gene Ontology annotation, cellular component: fungal-type vacuole membrane; plasma membrane. The record is from RefSeq and is a predicted model, not a curated record. Gene Ontology annotation, biological process: nucleoside transmembrane transport. The transcript has 3 exons. Lineage: Eukaryota; Fungi; Ascomycota; Leotiomycetes; Helotiales; Hyaloscyphaceae. Gene Ontology annotation, molecular function: nicotinamide riboside transmembrane transporter activity; nucleobase transmembrane transporter activity.
AUGGCCAGGGCGACGAAUCAAUGGCGGAGAACCACCCUCGACCGCGUCCGCGCGAUGUUCAACAAGGAUGCCGAGCAGAACUACGAGCCUCUCAGCGAUGCCAGUACGAUCGAAGAGGAUGUCCACCGACCGGUCCUCUUCAUGCCGGAUCAUCGGGAGAGUCAGGACAGCGAUACUGAGCAGGACAAGAAGGACGACGGGGAGCCAUUCUCGUGGUUCGAGUACUGCAUCUUCUUGCUGUUGGGAAUUGCUAUGCUUUGGGCCUGGAACAUGUUCCUAGCAGCAGCGCCCUACUUUCAAACUCGAUUCCGAGACAACGAGAACAUCCUCGCCCACUUCCAGUCCGCGAUCAUCUCAGUCGGCUGUGUCACAAACCUCAGCUCGAUGCUCAUUCUCGCCCAGCUGCAAUCGAAAGCUUCCUACCCGAAGCGAAUCCUCUCUUCCCUCGGCAUAAACAUCAUUGUGUUCAGUCUUCUGUCCGUCUCGACCUCAUACUUCCGAAUGGUAUCUUCGACUGGGUACUUGGUAUUCACCUUGAUCAUGGUGUUCUCUACGUCUAUCGCAACUGGGCUCUGCCAGAAUGGUGCUUUUGCUUUCGCGUCGAGCUUUGGCAGACCGGAAUACAUUCAGGCGAUCAUGACAGGACAAGCCGUAGCUGGUGUACUCCCGUCUGUUGCCCAGAUUCUGUCAGUCUUAGCAGUUCCGGCUCCAGAUCGUUGGGCGAAUGCCACGGAGGAAGAUGCGGUUAUGAAUCAUGAGAAUACAACCUCGGCUUUCAUAUACUUCCUGACCGCCACUGCAAUCAGCGUCAUUUGCCUCUUCGCCGUCAUUCCUCUCAUUCGAAAGCAUAACCGCAUUCUUGAGAGCCAGAUGAUGACCUCAAUCACCAGCAUUGAGGAGGCAGAGCAGGCGAAACGAAAGGUAGUCAGCAUGUGGACAUUAUACAAGAAGCUCCACUGGCUCGCAGCAUCCGUCUUCCUCUGUUUCACAGUAACAAUGUUCUUCCCCGUCUUCACGCAAAAGAUCGUCUCCGUGCUCCCCGAGGACCGCGCACCUCGACUCUUCCGCUCAGCGGCCUUCAUCCCCCUUGGCUUCUUGGUUUGGAACCUGGGUGAUCUCAUGGGUCGACUCGUCACCCUCCUUCCCUUCUCCAUGCGCCACCGACCCGUCGUGCUCUUCAUCCUGGCAAUCCUCCGCAUUGGUUUCCUCCCCCUGUAUCUGCUCUGCAACAUCCAAGGCCGCGGUGCGAAGAUCAACAGCGAUGCCUUCUACCUGUUCGUCGUACAGCUCGGUUUCGGCGGCACGAACGGCUGGCUCAGCAGCUCCUGCAUGAUGGGCGCAGGCGAGUACAUUGAAGACGGAGAACGCGAGGCAGCGGGUGGAUUCAUGGCUGUCAAUCUUGUAGCUGGAUUGACUGCUGGCUCUCUGUUGAGUUUUGCUGCUGCAGGUGUAGCUUGA